Peronospora matthiolae is the source of this 270-nucleotide messenger RNA. The record is from the annotation of a GenBank genome assembly. Lineage: Eukaryota; Oomycota; Peronosporomycetes; Peronosporales; Peronosporaceae.
AUGUGUCGCGUCGUACUGCUCGACCAGACCCAGUACGUCAACCAUCAAUUGGGAGCGGGGCUCCCAAGAAUCCCAGGACGGGGGAUAGUUGCGCCACCGGACGAGGUAACUCGUCCGACGUCCAGUUCACGUCGCGGUGGUUCAACAGCUGCUCUACUAGAUAGCGCUGGCCACCGCGAGAGUCCUCUAAUGGAGGUGGAGGAGGAGGAAAGACGCUCUCCACACGAUCAUGUGGAUCGGUGUGUUCCCGAGAGUUCUUUGAUCGCGUAA